AUGUCUCCGUCAUCAGCAUCAGCGUCCGCGUCGGCUCCUGGCCCACACCCACUGGCUCUACCACCCACCUUCUCUCCCGAUACUCUCGAUGCCCUCUCCGAGCUUUCCCUCGUUCUAGCGCGCGUCCGCGCCGGUAUCCAGUCCUCCGCCGGCAUAACUACCGAGCCCGCGCCAGGAACCACAGGAAACAAUGCAUCUGGACCUACUUUAUCUUUCAAAGAUGUGCCUGGAGCUACUGACGGGCUAAAACAUAAGCUGCAGCGAGCUCGCGGGCAAGUUCGCGAAUUGCCUGAUAUGGACCGAUCCAUCGCAGAACAAAAUGAGGAGAUCCGCGAACUUGAAACACGUAUCGAAAAGCAGCGAGCCCUUCUUCAACGUUUGAGAGACGAAGCCACGGGACGAGACCGAAAGGACGAGGUCAGCGCUGGUGACAAAAUGGAGUCAUGA
Fusarium coffeatum is the source of this 447-nucleotide messenger RNA. RefSeq lists its product as uncharacterized. The transcript has a single exon. The coding region runs from base 1 to 447 and encodes 148 amino acids. Lineage: Eukaryota; Fungi; Ascomycota; Sordariomycetes; Hypocreales; Nectriaceae. Gene Ontology annotation, biological process: regulation of transcription by RNA polymerase II. Gene Ontology annotation, molecular function: transcription coregulator activity. The record is from RefSeq and is a predicted model, not a curated record. Gene Ontology annotation, cellular component: mediator complex.